Molecule: messenger RNA, 1888 nt
Organism: Cryptomeria japonica (Japanese cedar)
Lineage: Eukaryota; Viridiplantae; Streptophyta; Pinopsida; Cupressales; Cupressaceae
Product: cytochrome P450 81Q32-like
Exons: 2
Coding region: 168-1610 (480 amino acids)
Molecular function (GO): oxidoreductase activity, acting on paired donors, with incorporation or reduction of molecular oxygen; heme binding; monooxygenase activity
Source: RefSeq, a predicted model, not a curated record
ACGUCUUUGAUUGCAUUGAUUCUUAUCAUUCAUUUUAUGAACGAAAACUGGCCAUGACUCAUUUUUUAUCUUUCUAGGUACAGAAGAAAAAUUGUCCACGAAUCAAAGGGACUACUUACUGUUUCUAGUUGAGAUGUACAAUUAUUGGGUACCACCAUUAGAAACCAAUGCGUGUGUCCAUCAUGGUAUUUUUAUAUACCUACACAGCAGAUCAGUAUAUCAAAACAAACAUGGAGAUCAAGGGGAGUAUGAAUUCAAUUCUCCUACAUAUGAAGUUUGAUUUUAUAGUUGGGUAUUCCACAGUCUUUCUCAUGGCAAUAAUAGCGUUGUGGCUGAAAAAAUAUAGAAGUGAUAGGCAUAGACUCCCUCCAGGACCCAGAGCGCUCCCAAUAAUAGGCCAUUUUCAUCUCCUAAUAGACAAGCAAAAGCCCUUUCAUAGAAUUCUUGAUUCACUCUCAAAACUUUAUGGACCCAUUAUGCAUCUCAGAUUUGGUAGCCGCCCAGUUUUGAUUAUCAGUUCUUCAGAGCUAGCCAAAGAAUGUUUUACAGUAAAUGAUUUAGCUUUUGCUUCUAGGCCUCGUCUUUCUCAAGGAAAACAUCUGGGUUAUGAUUUUAUGUUUAUGGGUUGGGCUCCAUAUGGGUCUUACUGGAGAAACGUUAGAAAAAUAUGUGCUCUUGAGCUUCUUUCUUCUAAACAGAUCCAAACAUACCGACCCAAGAGAAUGAGGGAGAUUUCUAAAACUCUGAGUUGUCUGUUUCAACAGGCUCAGAUGAAAUCCACAGUUAAUAUGAGAACUGUUUUGUCCCAGAUGACUUUGAAUAUUCUGAUGAGCAUAAUAAUGGGUGAUCAGUAUUUCGGAGAGGAAGUGGGGAUGUCAUUUGCAGAAAUUGCACAUCUGAUUGAAGAGUCUUUUGUGCUGCAUGGGGCUGUCAAUAUUGGGGAUUAUAUUCCCUGGUUGAAGUGGCUUGAUUUGCAAGGGUACGAGAGGGCUAUGAAGAAGGUACAGGGGAAACUCAAUCCUUACAUGCAGAGAAUAGUGGAGAAGCACCGGGAAAACCCACCAACAGAGAAGGAAGACAUGGACUUCAUAGAUGUGCUCAUCUUGCAGGCUGAGGAGAAUAGUGAUGCAAUCCCUGACAAAGAUACCUUCAUCAAAGCCAUUGCUGUGAAUAUUUUUAUUGCAGGUUCGGACACUUCUUCACUUUCUUUAGAAUGGGUAUUGUCCUUAUUAAUAUUGCAUCCCAACAUAAUGAAGAUGGCCCAAGCGGAGCUUGAUUUCAAAAUUGGAAAAAGUAGACUAGUAGAAGAGUCAGACAUACCACAAUUAACAUACUUGCAAGCAAUAGUUAAGGAGACAAUGCGUCUUUUUCCAGUUGCACCUUUACUUGCACCACAUGAAUCUAUUAAAUCAUGCACAAUUGGAGGCUUUCAUAUUCCAGCAAGAACAAUACUAAUGGUAAAUGCAUGGGCAAUUCAUAGAGACCUAAGAAUUUGGAAUCAACCACUAGAAUUCAUACCAGAGCGUUUCUUGGAGAAAAAUAUAGAGAUAGAGAGCAUAAAAACUUUAGUGAAUGAAUUUGAGAUGUUUCCUUUUGGGGUAGGAAGAUGAGCAUGUCCUGGUGCCUCUUUGGCAAUGUGUGUGGUGCAUAUAACUCUUGCAAGGUUGCUUCAAGGCUUUGAUUGACUUCUUCCUGAUGGUAAAUCCCUUGAUAUAAAUGAAGGAGUUGGUUUGUCAAUGCCAAAAGUAGUACCUUUGGAGGUUGUUAUUAAAAAUCGCCUUCCCCCUCAUCUAUACCUCAAUUCUAUUGAAUAAUAAGAUUCAAUGUAGAAUCUUUUAAUGUAUUUGUGAACUUUAGUAUACAAUAAAGGUCCUUUUCUUUCUCUUUA